Messenger RNA from Maylandia zebra (zebra mbuna), 2588 nucleotides. It is a transcript of the gene xpnpep1, whose product is annotated as X-prolyl aminopeptidase (aminopeptidase P) 1, soluble. The record is from RefSeq and is a predicted model, not a curated record. Gene Ontology annotation, molecular function: metalloaminopeptidase activity. Lineage: Eukaryota; Metazoa; Chordata; Actinopteri; Cichliformes; Cichlidae.
UGUGUGUUCUGUUUGGCCUUUUCAAGGAAAAAAAGUGAUGCCUUAAUGGAAACAAAAGUCGGCUACAGACUCUGCGUUUGUCUGUUUUAUUACUUUUUAAAAACACACUCAGAUACAAUAAUUGGAUUUUAUUGAGAAAAUUAACUAGCUAGUGGUUCAGAUACUGAAUGCAGCUGAUUCAUUUCAUGUCAACUUGUAAACAACAACCGCACGCUGAGCUUCUAGCCAAUAGGAGACCUCAUCGAUGUAAAAUACUGCUACCUGAUUGGUCGGUUUGUGGAUUCUUUUUACACAGCCUCACACUCACUGUGGAGAGUGAUGGGGGAAUCCACUGCUGUAGGUGAUUAUUGUGGUACAAAGGGUCACACAAAUGCCACCUCAACCCAGUCAGCUUAUUCUUUUAAUAUUUAACUCUGACUUCAGUAACAGUUGCUUAUUCAGCAUACUGCAGCAGAAUAAAGGUCCAGGUGUGGCCUGUGACUUUGAGCUCCACGUGAAUAGUUUGGUAGGUUGUCGUCAGUCUGUUCAGUUUCAGUCAUCUGAAUUCAACAUGCCAUCCGAAAAGUCAGAAAAGGCUAUGUCUCCAAAGAUAACUGGAGAGCUGCUCAGGCAGCUCCGUCAGGCAAUGAAGAACUGUAAAUACUUCUCUGAGCCUAUACAAGCCUACAUAAUCCCAUCUGGAGAUGCACAUCAGAGUGAAUACAUUGCACCGUGUGACUGCAGACGUGAAUUCAUCUCUGGAUUCGACGGCUCUGCAGGCACAGCCAUCGUUACAGAGCAGCAUGCUGCAAUGUGGACUGAUGGCCGAUACUUCCUGCAAGCCAACCAGCAGAUGGACAACAACUGGACCCUGAUGAAGAUGGGGCUGAAGGAGACGCCCUCACAGGAAGACUGGCUGAUCAGUGUUCUUCCUGAAAACUCAAAAGUGGGAGUAGAUCCUUGGAUCAUUGCUGCUGACCAAUGGAAGAAUAUGUUCAAGGCUCUGUCCAGUGCUGGCCACUCGUUGGUAGCAGUGCAGGAUAACCUUAUCGAUGCCGUCUGGCCGGACCGACCAGAAAGACCCAGCACACAACUCCGUAGCCUGGGAUUAGACUUCACUGGUAUUUCCUGGCAAGACAAGAUCACAACGCUGCGAGCCAAGAUGUCAGAGAGGAAGAUCACCUGGUUUGUUGCAACAGCACUGGAUGAGAUUGCGUGGCUUUUCAACCUUCGCGGGGCAGACAUUGAGUACAACCCAGUUUUCUUUGCAUAUACCAUUGUGGGAAUGAAUACAAUAAGGUUUUUUGUGGACCUCAAGCGUCUUUCUGACCCUGCAAUGAGAGAGCAUCUGCAGCUGGACUCCCCUAGCAAACCUGAGCUCAGUAUUCAGACAUUUCCGUAUGAGUCGGUCUACACUGAGCUCCAGGCCAUCUGUGCUGCACUUGGCCCAAAGGACAAAGUGUGGAUUUGUGAUAAAGCCAGUUGUGCUCUCACACAGGUCAUCCCUAAGACUCACCGAUCUCCAAUUCCCUACACUCCACUCUGCCUCGGCAAAGCUGUGAAAAAUGCCACAGAGAUUCAAGGCAUGAAAAUGGCACAUAUCAAAGAUGCAGUGGCACUUUGUGAACUCUUUGCUUGGUUGGAAAAGGAGAUUCCAAACGGCAACGUGACUGAGAUAUCUGCUGCUGAUAAGGCAGAAGAAUUACGUAGUCAGCAGAAAGAUUUUGUGGGUCUCAGCUUCCCAACAAUUUCCAGUGUUGGUCCACAUGGAGCGAUCAUACAUUACAGACCACUGCCUGAGACCAACAGGACCCUCACCGUAAAUGAAGUUUAUCUCAUCGACUCUGGAGCUCAAUACGUUGAUGGAACAACAGACGUCACACGUACCAUGCACUUCGGGACACCAUCUGCUUUUGAGAAGGAAUGCUUUACCUACGUACUGAAGGGACACAUAGCUGUCAGCGCUGCCAUUUUCCCCAAUGGAACAAAAGGCCACCUCUUGGAUUCGUUUGCCCGUUCAGCCCUGUGGGAGUCUGGGCUGGACUACCUCCAUGGUACAGGUCACGGGGUGGGCUGUUUCCUCAACGUUCACGAGGGGCCUUGCGGCAUCAGCUACAAAACCUUCGCAGAUGAACCGCUGGAGGCCGGCAUGAUUGUCAGCGAUGAACCUGGAUACUAUGAAGAUGGAUCUUUUGGCAUUCGUCUGGAAAAUGUGGUCCUCGUUGUACCAGCUAAGCCCAAAUACAACUACAGAAACAGGGGUAGUCUGACAUUUGAGCCUCUCACUCUGGUUCCCAUCCAAGUGAAAAUGAUGAAUACAGAGCUUCUCACUCAGAAGGAGCGGGACUGGGUGAAUGAGUACCACAGGAAGUGUCGGGAGGUGGUUGGAGCAGAGUUGGAGAGGCAGGGUAGGCAGGAGGCAUUAGAGUGGCUGAUCAGAGAGACCCAGCUGAUCAUCUGAGGACCAUGAUCAUUUUGCCCAGGAUUACUGUUGAUUGCUCUGCAGUGAUAAACGUUUGUAUUUUCUCAUGUUUCUCCAUGUCUCGCACCCAGCUUCUUUUGUAAAGCACAUUACAUCAGCAGUUUUAUUAAAGAUCUGUCAAAAGCAA